AUGCAAGACUUUGUGAAGAUCUUAGGACGAAUAGUGAAAAAGCAUGCAAUUGCUGAAGAUGAUGAUAAGGAACCUACAACAUACUUCUUUUCUGAUGCACUGGAUGCCGUUGGCCAUGCAGAGGGUCUUCCCUUUGAGACCUCCUUUCAUUCAGAUAUGCGCUUCCUUCAAGAUGAGGAGGAAAGGCAUAAAGCCCAGAAGUACUGUGCCAGCAUUCAACUCCUUAAGCCCUUCAGAGUAACCCAUGAACAUCAACACCCAGUGGACAAUGCAGGACUUUUUUCUUUUAUGACACUCAGCUGGCUAACCUCUUUAGCCUGGAAAGCCUUCAGAAAAGGGUCCUUGGAGAUGCACGACAUUUGGGGUCUUUCAUGCUAUGACUCUGCAAUGAUUAACUGUCAGAGGUUUGAAUCCUUAUGGCAUAAAGAACUGAGCAGCAAAGGGAAAGAGAGAGCCUCACUGACUUGUGUGAUCUGGCGCUUCUGCAGAACACGGGCUAUAAUCGCCAUAUUAUCUUUGUUAUUGUCCACAGUUGCUGGGUUUAUUAGUUCAGCUGUUAUUAUCCGUAGUCUGCUGGAAUACUCCCAAAGUUCAGGGUCACAUAUGUUAUAUGGGCUCAUUCUGAUUGGUGCAAUCUUCCUGGUGGAACUAACACGCUCCUGGUCCUUCAGUCUCAUGUGGGCUCUCAGUUAUCGAACAGGAACACGACUGCGAGGAGCUUUGCUAACAUCUGCCUUUACCAAAAUUUUGAAGCUCCACAACACCAGACACAUCAGCAUUGGAGAGCUGGUGAACAUCUGUGCAAAUGAUGGCCAACGUCUCUAUGAUCUUGCGACAGUUGGAUGUCUUCUAGCUGGAGGACCUCUUCUCGUCAUAAUUGGUGUCAUAUAUACUUCUGUUUUCCUGGGGCCAUCUGCUCUUCUAGGAACAGCCAUCUUCAUUCUCUUUUAUCCACUUAUGAUUGCGGUGUCAUGGCUGACAGCUCAUUUUCGCAGAACUUGUGUGCUAGUCACAGAUGAUCGUGUGCGGCUUAUGAAUGAAAUCCUCAACUAUAUAAAGUUCAUCAAGAUGUACUCCUGGGAAAUUCCAUUUUCACGCAGUAUUCAGAAAAUCCGGGCAAAGGAACACAAAAUUCUGCAAAAGGCCGGUUUUAUUCACAGCAUCACAGUAGGUCUGGCGCCUGUCAUCGUAGUCAUUGCCAGCGUCAGCACCUUCAUUCUCCACAUGUUCUUGGAUUAUGAUCUAAAUGCUUCACAGGCCUUUACUGUGUUCACAGUUUUCAGUUCUGUGUCAUUUGCACUCAGGACUACACCUCUUUCUGUGAGGGCCGUUUCUGAAGGUUCUGUGGCCAUCAAAAGGUUUCAGAAGUUAUUGAUGAUAGAGGAGCAACAGAGUAUUGAAAUGAAAACACAAGAUUCUGAAAAUGUCAUUGAGUUCAGUGGGGCAUCAUUUGCCUGGAGUGCAAUACGACAAAGAGAAUCGCCUGAGCGAUUUGGCAGAGGAAACUUACAAGAUGAAACAAAAACUGACAAAAAAAGGGAUCUGACUUUGUAUAUUCGGGCAACAAAAGACAAUGAAUUGAGGAUGGAGCAAGAUAUACAGCAGCUGACACUCAGCAUUGAAGAGGAGAGCGCCGAUGCUCCAGGAGCCCCCAAUCCACAGCCUUACACCACCCUGAACAAAACCUUACGCAAUAUCAAUCUAUACGUCAAAAAGGGCAAAUUAGUAGGCAUCUGUGGAGGAGUAGGAAGUGGGAAGAGCUCUCUCCUUUCAGCUAUCCUAGGACAGAUGACUCUUACUGAAGGCACUCUAGCAGUUAGUGAAGGGAUAUCUUACGCAGCUCAGCAGCCUUGGAUUCUAAAUGAAUCUCUCAAAGAAAAUAUUUUGUUUGGUGAAGAUUUUCAUGAAGACAGGUAUAAUGCUGUCCUGGAUGGCUGCUGCUUGCUCCCAGACAUUGCCAACCUGCCACAUGGAGAUCUAACUGAGAUUGGUGAACGUGGAGCAAAUCUUAGUGGUGGCCAACGGCAGCGGGUCAGCUUGGCCAGAGCUAUGUACAGCAGUCAAAAUCUGAUGCUUCUUGAUGACCCUCUUAGCGCUGUUGACACCCACGUAGGAGCACAUCUCUUUCACCAAGUUGUUCGAAGUGCUACAAAAGAGAAGACCGUAAUCUUUGUGACCCAUCAAAUUGAGUACCUAGCAGACUGUGAUGAAGUCCUGUUCAUGAAAGAUGGCUGCAUUACAGCACAGGGAAGCCAUGCUGAUCUAAUGAAGUACAAUGGUGAAUAUGCUGCUCUCUUCCAGAACCUGCAACAAAAGGAUUUGAUACAGAAAAGUAAGCAAAAUACAAGGCAGAAAAGAAAAACAUUGGAUGGCCAGGCGCUGAGCUGCAGCAGUUUACCCACCAUUUUGUUAAACAACCCUGGAGCAGGUCAUCUGAUGCAGACCGAGGAGAAAGGGACAGGAACCGUGCCAUUCUCCGCAUAUAAGACCUACAUACUUGCGGCAGGGGGUUACGUUGUUUUUUUUUUCACCGUCAUAGCUUUUUUGCUGACUACAGGCAGUAUUAUCUUCAGUACCUGGUGGCUCAGCUAUUGGAUUAGACAGGGCAGUGGGAAUGUCUCCAUUACUUUGGAUAACGGGACUCAGAGGAAUAGUAAUAUGAGAGAUAAUCCGCAGAAACAUUUUUACAUAAAAGUCUACGCCUUGUCUAUGUGCACAGUUCUCCUCCUUAAAGCUUUCCGGGGCUUUGUGUUUGUAAAGUGUACUCUGAGAGCUGCGUCAAGACUUCACGAUUUGCUGUUCGAAAAAAUUCUCCAAAGUCCAAUGAGUUUUUUUGAAACCACCCCACUCGGACGUAUUCUUAACCGGUUUUCUAAAGAUAUGGAUGAAGUGGAUGUGCAGCUGGCUAUGCAGACAGAACUACUUCUUCAGAACCUCACACUGGUCGUCUUCUUCCUCGGAACUAUAGGCACGGUGUUCCCAUGGUUUCUCAUGUCACUGGUCCCGCUGGGCUUCUUCCUUUACCCUAUUAAUAAAAUUUUCAGGGUGAUGAUCCGUGAACUCAAGAGACUGGAUAACAUUAGUAUAUCUCCAUUCAUCUCUCAUGUUACAUCAAGUCUACAGGGACGCAGUACUAUCCAAGCUUACGGCAGAGAGGAGGAGUUUCUCAAUAGGUACCAGGAGCUACUGAAUUCUAACAUGGCAGCUCAUUACCUAUUCACCUGUGGGAUGCGCUGGCUCGCUGUACGAAUGGACUUCAUUAGUAUAUUUAUCAUUACACUUGUUACUGUACUCAUCAUUUUUAUGCAUGGACAGGUUCCACCUGCUUACGCCGGCCUUGCCAUUUCAUAUGCUGUUCAGUUGACAGGACUCUUUCAGUUUACUGUGCGCCUUCUUGCUGAGUCAGAAGCCAGAUUUACAUCAGUGGAAAGGAUCAAUCAUUACAUAAAGAAUUUAGAAUCAGAAGCUCCACGGCACAUUCCCGAUUCCUUCCCCUCCUGUAGUUGGCCACAAGAGGGAGCAAUCCAGUUUCAUGGUGUGGGAAUGCGGUACCAUCCCCACCUGCCCCUGGUCCUCAACAAGCUUACCUUCAGCAUCUUCUCACAAGAAAAAAUCGGAAUUGUAGGUCGCACUGGCUCAGGCAAGUCCUCUUUGGUGCUGGUUCUUUUACGCUUAGUUGAGCUUGCUGAGGGCUACAUUACCAUAGAUGGAGUCGAUAUUGCACAGGUUGGCCUGGAUGACCUGCGGAGAAGGUUGUCAGUUAUUCCACAGGAUCCCGUGCUCUUCAGUGGUACAGUCAGGUUAAAUAUGGAUCCUUGCAAUGAAUACACAGAUACCCAGAUCUGGGAAGCACUUGAGAAAGCACAUAUGAAGGAGAAUGUAAUAAAUUUGCCUCAAAUGCUGGACUCGACUGUUUUAGAGAAUGGUGAGAACUUCUCAGUUGGAGAGCGUCAGCUCUUAUGUGUGGCACGGGCUCUGCUGCGACAAAGCAAGAUUGUACUUUUGGAUGAAGCAACAGCUGCAGUUGACCUGGAAACCGACACACUUAUUCAAGAAAUGAUCCAUAACUCCUUUAGAAGUUGCACAACUUUGAUCAUCGCGCAUAGACUGAAUACUGUCCUCAGUUGUGAUCGCAUCAUGGUGCUACACCAAGGAGAGGUGGUCGAGUUUGAUACCCCAUCUGCUCUCCUGUCCAAUGAAAGCUCACAUUUUCGUGCCAUGCUGUCAGAAGGAUGAAAGGAGCUGGCGGAUAUUUGGCAACCUGCACGACAGCAGAGAAGAGCAGCAGUGGUCUUGGCUUUUGACGCUCACAAACAAGAAGUGAAGUUGUGUACACUGACGAAUGAGCUGCAGACAAGUUAAAAAAUCAAAUCAACCUGAUGGUGAGUGCUGUGAUCUGAGAAGUGAGGUUGGAGAUACUCAAAGUAUUAAAUAAGGAAUCAGAAAAGGGAAGAGAAGAUCACUAAUCUGGGAAGUUUAGGGUUUUUUAUUGAAACUGGGAUAACGGAUCAUGAGUUUAAAAAACUUUCUAAGAUCGGAGGUAAUUACCUAUACCACACCACAAAUCUCUAACGG
This is a messenger RNA of Polypterus senegalus (gray bichir), 4575 nucleotides long. Its product is annotated as multidrug resistance-associated protein 5-like. Gene Ontology annotation, molecular function: ATP hydrolysis activity; ATP binding; ABC-type transporter activity. NCBI's taxonomy places the organism in Eukaryota, Metazoa, Chordata, Cladistia, Polypteriformes, Polypteridae. The transcript has 30 exons. The record is from RefSeq and is a predicted model, not a curated record. Gene Ontology annotation, biological process: transmembrane transport. Gene Ontology annotation, cellular component: membrane. Bases 1 to 4236 code for a protein of 1411 amino acids.